UUUUUCUAGUCCCAUCCCUGUUAGCCGACUUGGAGCUACAUAGCUUUAAAGAGGGCGUGCAGCGGGGUGAAUUUAGUUUAAUUGUUUUCACGGGUGUUACCUUCAAUAAUGUCAAAACCUCGGUUUGUAUGUGUAUGCUGGAGAGCUAAUUUAGACAGACGUUUCACACUUUUAACUCACUAUAAACAUCACCAAACUGACGAUGCAGGUAAGAGCGCAAAGCAGUGGUACUGGUCCCACGGCCUGUCACUGUCUAGUGUAGGCUACUGUUGAGUUCAAAAUCACCCAAAAAAGUAGGAAGACAUAGCGGACCAGACUCGAGCUUUUAUUUUGAAAAGGGGGGCGGCACCAGACAGGAGGUCAUGAGUCGGUGGACGUUGUCCGUUUCUCUGGAUAAACAAACAUACAACAAGUUAUUAAUAAGUCUAUCAGAGGUUCAGAAGAGACAGCUCACAAUGAAGACCUGGCUGGUUCUGGUCCUCCUGGGACUCAUGGUCCAGGACGCCGCAGCAGUGACUCACUCUCUGAAGCAUUUCUACACUGUGUCUUCUGGAGUCCCAAACUUCCCAGAGUUUGUGGUUGUUGGAUUGGUUGAUGGCGUUCAGAUAACUCGCUAUGACAGUAACACCAUGAGAGAAGAACUUAAACAGGACUGGAUGAGCAGAGUCACAGAAGAUGAUCCUCAGUUCUGGGAGAGGGAGACUGAGAUCUCUAAGGGUCACCAGCAGCUCUUCAAAGCCAACAUCCAAAUUGUAAAGCAACGCUUCAACCAAACUGGAGGCGUCCACGUUCUCCAGUGGAUGUACGGCUGUGAGUGGGACGAUGAGACUAAUGAGGUCAAUGGUUAUGAACACUUUGGUUAUGAUGGAGAAGACUUCAUAUCAUUUGACCUGAAGACGGAGACGUGGAUCGCUCCAAACCAACAGGCUGUCAUCACCAAACACAAGUGUGACCAUAACACAGCUGAGAUAGCUCAGAGAAAACACUACUUCACCCAGAUCUGUCCUGAGUGGGGGAAGAAGUAUGUGAACUAUGGGAGGAGCUCUCUGCUGAGAACAGAUCUUCCCUCAGUGUCUCUCCUCCAGAAGUCUCCCUCCUCUCCAGUCAGCUGCCACGCUACAGGUUUCUACCCUGACAGAGCCAUGAUGUUCUGGAGGAAAGAUGGAGUGGAGCUUCAUGAGGACGUGGACCUCGGAGAGAUCCUCCCCAACCACGAUGGAUCCUUCCAGAUGAGUGUUGACCUGGACCUUUCAUCAGUCCCAGCUGGAGACUGGAGGAGGUACGACUGUGUGUUUCAUCUCUCUGGUGUGGAGGACGACAUCGUCACCAAACUGGACAAAGCAGAGAUCAGGACCAACAGAGCCCGUCGACAGGAAACCUGGGAGGAUUCAGAGCUCUUCAGAUCCCAGCCGGCCUCUGACCUCGACCCCUCGGGCAAGAAACGCUACGUGGCGCCUCACGUCGUCUACCAAACGGGGAAGAAACCCGACGAGCCGUGCUCCAUCACCUCUUCUCUCAGCUACUUCCCCGAAGAAGAACCCGGCGAGGUCAACGUGACGGCUCCGCCCAAGUCUCCGCCCGCCAACGUCACCGUGGUGAUGGUGGAGGGAUGCCCGUCCUUCGUCAUCCUGGACUGGGAGAAGACGGACAACGACACUACCGAGUAUGAAGUCAUCUCCACCGUUGGCGAGCAGGUUUCCAUCCUGACCACCGACCAGACUCACACCUCUGUGGAGAACCUCAAACCUGAGACCAGUUAUGAGUUUAAAGUGAAGCCGAAGAACGUGCUGGGUGCAGGUCCUCCCAGCGAGCCGGUCUCCUUCGACACAGAGUCUGCUGAUCCUCGAGUGACCGACAACGUUUCAGGAAGAGACGCCAUCUGGACUCAGUUCCCCUUCCAGACGGACUCGUCCUCCGACUGUCUCGGGAAGCAGUACGUCAAGAGGACCUGGUACAGGAAGUUGGUCGGCGUCCAGCUCUGCAACUCGCUGCGCUACAAGAUCUACCUGAGCGACUCGCUCAAUGGUAAAUUCUACAACAUCGGGGAUCAGACUGGCUUCGGCGAGGAUCACUGUCAGUUCGUCGAUUCCUUCCUGGAUGGAAGAACAGGAGACCAGCUCCCAGCUGACCAGCUCCCCUCCAGACCCGGUUUCUACAGAGCCGAGCGUCAGGAGCCCGUCCACUUUGGACAGAUCGGAGGACACUCCCACAUCAACUACGUCUCGUGGUAUGAGUGCGGGACGCCCAUUCCUGGGAAAUGGUGAACAAACUUCACGUCCGUUCUCGGAGAAACUCCAGUCGGCCAGGCUGGGAGGCAGCGACAGCAGGAGACGCCUUCACGUUACCCAGAGCUGUAAGAACAUGUCCAGGACGUCCUGUUCAGGGGAUACUUCACAAGAGAGCAUCUUCAGAUAUAGCAAGCAGGCAAGGUACUGUUUUUAGUAUCACCUCUGUGGAGGUUCCCAGCAAGCUCAGGCGAUUGGUCGGAGAGAAUCGUCACUAAUCACUGCAUCAUCAUUGCUAUAGCGACAGACGGGGGUGUCCUGAACAAACCCGCCAUUUUUAAAUAGUUUUGCCAUCAGUGUUUUUUUUUGUUGCCUCCACACAUUUUGGUGCUUAUUUUUUAUGUGUCUGGCCCUUUUUUUGACAGUUGUGACCCCUUAUAUCGACAUUUCUGUGUUUUUCAACUUUGUGGUGCUUUUCCCACAUUUCUGACACUUUUCUUUCGAAGUUUUUGCCGUUUUUUCGAUAUUUGACCAACAAGUAUUGUCCGAGUGUGGCCAAGGGUAGCGCACGGCUAAUUCACCGGUGUGAGCUUCCUUUUGCAGGCUUUUAUAAAGACAAAGUGUAACAUGUUUUAAGAAAUAACAAAAUAUUCAAAAUAAAUAGGAUAACUACGUUUGGAAUUAUUGUUACGACUGAAAUGUAUUUGUUGUUAUUACCAUUUUGCAGCUAAAAUCUAAACAGAAAAGUGUAAAGGAUAUUUAACCAGUUAAGUGAGUGAGGAGCAUCUGAAACAAGUUGUCUUUCCUUUAUCCGGCAAAUGCACUACAUUUUAGAAGUACAACUUGUUUUUAUAAUAUUUAACAUUUUAGAUUUUGAGUAGAUUUUGAAAAGUAGAAAUGAAGACCCAAACAGUAAAAUGUAUUUCUAACCAGUGGAAGUGAGUAGUUGUGGCAGAAGAAGAUGUUCUGGCACUUACAACUGUGGCUUCUAAAAAUCAUGUAUUUUCUUUUAUAUUUCAGAUGAACCCACUCAACACAGUAAGUUCUUGUUUUGUAUGUAUUAAAAUGUUUACACUUUGAGGAGAAGAGCUUAUCUAUAUCCACUCACUGCAACAGCUUUUAUUCUGAUGAAAGUCAAGUGGACGUAAAAUGUGUUUUGUUCUUCACUUAAAAAUGACACCAGUCAGACAUGACUGCUCCCUUGAGGGAUGGGUUAAAUGCAGAGAAUGAAUUUCGCUACAUGUACGUGUAUGUGACAAAUAAAGUACCUUUACC
Molecule: messenger RNA, 3500 nt
Organism: Perca flavescens (yellow perch)
Lineage: Eukaryota; Metazoa; Chordata; Actinopteri; Perciformes; Percidae
Exons: 12
Coding region: 363-2264 (633 amino acids)
Biological process (GO): positive regulation of cell-substrate adhesion; extracellular matrix organization
Molecular function (GO): protein binding
Source: RefSeq, a predicted model, not a curated record